Molecule: messenger RNA, 492 nt
Organism: Cutaneotrichosporon oleaginosum
Lineage: Eukaryota; Fungi; Basidiomycota; Tremellomycetes; Trichosporonales; Trichosporonaceae
Source: RefSeq, a predicted model, not a curated record
AUGGCUGCUCUCAGCUUGACCAACCAGCAGCUCGAGAAGGAGAAGAGGCAGCUCUGUGCCAAAGUCAAGGACACUGAGGCCAGGCUGAAACAGACCUUGGAAAAGGAGCUUGAGCAGGAAAAGACUCUCCGCACCAAAGAGAAGUCUUUGCAGCGGCUGAGGUCCGCCUUGGAUAAGGUGCAGGCCAACUCGAAGCACCUUCGAUCCCUGCACGCAUCUGCAAAGGAGGCCAUCAAUGGGUCCAUCUGCGGUGCUCGUGAGGAUCUCAACACGAUCAAAAGUGAAGCUGAGACGUCUCGUCAAGCCACGGAAAAGGCACUUGAAGGCCUCAAUCUCAUACGUAUUCGGAUCAAGUCUCUCAGCGAUUCGGCAAACUUGAGCACCGGACUCUAUGAAACACGACUCCAGGAGCUAAAAAUCAAGUGCAUGGACUCGGAACAGAGGCUUGAGGCAGAAAAGGCUCAUUGGUGGGCUGUAAAUGCGACAUACUAG